This is a messenger RNA of Dichomitus squalens LYAD-421 SS1, 1349 nucleotides long. Its product is annotated as S-adenosyl-L-methionine dependent methyltransferase. The coding region runs from base 43 to 1332 and encodes 429 amino acids. The record is from RefSeq and is a predicted model, not a curated record. Gene Ontology annotation, cellular component: nucleus. NCBI's taxonomy places the organism in Eukaryota, Fungi, Basidiomycota, Agaricomycetes, Polyporales, Polyporaceae. Gene Ontology annotation, molecular function: 23S rRNA (adenine(1618)-N(6))-methyltransferase activity. Gene Ontology annotation, biological process: rRNA base methylation. The transcript is spliced from 12 exons.
GAGUCUCAGCUUUCGGAGAUAACUUCCUCCCGCUGCAAACGGAUGCAUGCACGUAAUCCAUACCGGGAACCACCCGAUUUUCAAGCACUUGCGGAUGCCUACCCUCCUCUCCAACAACACAUCAUCGCAACUGCGAAUGGGUCGUCGAUCGACUUCAAGGAUGAGGCUUCACAGAGGAGACUCACCGAGGCGAUCCUACACCGGGACUUUGGACUUACGUUGGAAUUGCCUCCAAAUCGGCUCUGCCCACCGGUACCCAAUAGGCUGAACUACAUAUUGUGGCUGGAGGACAUCGUGGAAGCAUCUUCGCUAGCUAUUCGACCUGAUGACCGCGUUCACCCCGUACGAGGGCUUGACAUAGGGACAGGCGCGUCGGCAAUAUAUCCGCUGCUUGGGUGCAGCUUGCACCCCAACUGGACCUUUGCGGGGACAGAUGUCGACGAGACAUCCUUGGAAUAUGCGCGGUACAAUGUGCGCGCGAAUGGACUGCAAGACAGGAUAUCCGUUGUGCGAGCGGACAAGGAAGGACCCAUGCUUCUCCCAAUGUUCCAGAGCCAUGUGAAUUAUGAUUUCGUGAUGUGCAAUCCGCCAUUCUACAGCAGUCGUGAAGACGUCGCCCAAUCGGCAGCUGCCAAGGAACUUGGCCCAAACGCGGUAUGUACGGGCGCAGAUGUGGAGAUGAUCACCGAUGGAGGUGAGACGGCUUUCGUCGGACGAAUGGUAGAGGAGAGUCUAGCCUUGAAAGACAGGUGUAGAUGGUAUACGUCCAUGCUAGGCAAGAUGUCGAGCCUGAAGCAUAUCGUGCAAACGUUGCGGGACAGCAAGGUGGACAACUACGCGGUCGCUGAGCUCGUCCAGGGGCAAACGAGGCGCUGGAUCAUCGCCUGGUCGUUCGAAGACGUCCGCCUCCCAGAUUCACUAGCCAGGCUUUCUCAUCCGGGGCUUCAAAAUAUCAUGCCUGCUCGGAACACUUUGAAACAGCGGCUCCCUCCAACGGCCGACGACGCACAGCUUCCUGUGACAGUUUCGGACAUCAUCUGUUCUGUGGAGGGUCUGGUUGUGGACCAUGGUGCAGCGGAAGCGCCGGUGCUCGACUUGAUCGUCUCGGCGUCGGGAGACGUUUGGUCUAGGGCUGCGAGAAGGAAGAGACAGAAGGAAAUGCAGGUUGAAGAGGUUGCAGCAAUCGAGGUUCGCAUGACUUGUCGAAUCCGAAUUGAGGCGGGCUGCUUAGUAUUCGAUUGGGUGAAAGGACGAGAGCGUGGUGUGUUCGAGAGCUUUGCUAGUCAUAUCGAGCGGAAGGUAGCCUCGGCAAUGACACAUGACAUGCAUUAAUGCAGCGAUAGUGCGAG